Molecule: messenger RNA, 5391 nt
Organism: Monomorium pharaonis (pharaoh ant)
Lineage: Eukaryota; Metazoa; Arthropoda; Insecta; Hymenoptera; Formicidae
Gene: C15
Product: homeobox protein DLX-5
Exons: 3
Coding region: 2446-3690 (414 amino acids)
Biological process (GO): regulation of transcription by RNA polymerase II; animal organ development
Cellular component (GO): nucleus
Molecular function (GO): RNA polymerase II cis-regulatory region sequence-specific DNA binding; DNA-binding transcription factor activity, RNA polymerase II-specific
Source: RefSeq, a predicted model, not a curated record
UUAUAAAUCUAAUUGCGAAAAAAAAUCUUUAGACUCUUUCUCCAGAUAAACUUUUUCCUUAAUUAAAAUGCGAAUACAAAUAUGAUAUAAUCAUUAAAAAAUUGAAUCUCGAGAUCUAUUUAUUAGACCGUAUUAUGUCUCAAAACUGAUUUCAGCCCAGCUCUUAAACAGAAACGCGACUAUAAAUACGAGCCUUAAACGUUCUCACGCGGUGGAUAAAUUUGGUACAGUGAACUUGGUCGUAGCUUCUUCGUGAGCACAGAAAAAGUGCUUCGUCCCUCGUUUAGCUAAGGGGAAAGAUAUACGUUUUCUCGAUGGGACGUGGAAAAUGGCGGGUCGAGCUUGUCGACAGUCACCAUUUUAAACCGUCUCGUAUAAAAGGACGCGCCCGCGCAUUUACGCGGUCGGACAGCCACCCCUACCGGGGUGGUGCGACUAAUCGAUCGGUAGUAAGGAACUUCCCGGUAAGAAAUAUCGACCCGCCCCCUCGAAAAGGAUCUCCAUUGGGUUGGCGUGCAUUUCUCGAAGGAUAAUUAGAUGAUGUUGGAAAACUUGGAUAACAAUGGAAUAAGCAGUCAGGAUUAUCGAAUGACGGGCCAUCGCGGUACAGCUCCUGCAGAUUUGUUGUUCCUCUAGAAAUUGGGAUGGAUAAAUAUUUAUAAAAUUGCUGCAUCUUUUUUUUACGGAACGUUCGCUCGUACGUUUCGCUUAUACGUUUAAAAUUAAAGAGGAAUGCAAUUGCUGCUUUUGCGUUCUCUUCAUGGCGUUCAUGAUACGAUAACAUGACGGGGCGAACGAACGAAAGAAGAGAAAAAGAGAAAGAGACUAGAGGAGAAGGGGGAGGAGGGGAGAGAGCGGCGAGAAUAUUCUUCGUAAUUAAGUCCCGCCGCUCUUUCUCAACUGGAUACGGCGCGGCGCCGUGGCGAGAUGAGGACGCGAAUCUACGGUGGCAGGAGAGCGAAAGAGAAAGAACUAUAAGACAGCCCCCGCGAAGAACGUGGUAGGCGAAGAAACGCGAAGGAAGAAGCGACGGAGCGAGCGAGCGAGAGGAGAAGGAGGAGGCGAAAAAAGGAGGCACGACGAUCGGGCAAUAAAUAAUACAGGGAGGAAAAAGGCGAUCGCCUGCAACAUUCUGCUCAAAUGUUAAAUAGGUAUCAAUUUAACAGCGACCAAUGCGCGCGCCCGUGGGCGUACAACGCCGCCGCGGGAUUGGCCGGUCGACCGACGGUGGGCAGGCUCGGGCGAUACGUACGUCGCGAGUAGGCAACGCGUCUCACCGCUCUCUGGUAGGGAUAAACCACCUGGUUUCGCCGGUACCCUCACAAACGUCCCGUCUCUCUCGACGCGACCGAUCCGGAUUCCACGCACUCGCCGACACUCUCCGGUCAAGCCGAGGGGACCGGAGUUUCAACGAGAACGGAGAACGGACACCGGGGAUGAUCCCCCUUCCGCUUCGGGUAUAACCGCGCGAGGUACCUGUUUAUGUUUUCGAAUAAAGUGUGAAAUUCUUUUGGCGCCGCGCGUGGUUUCCAUCCGUGAAGUGUUGUCCCGAGUAGCCGCUCCCUACUGCUGCCGCCGCAAUCGGAAGGAUCUCUGUCAAGAAUCCGGUUUAGUGUGAACAGAAUUUUUCCGGGAGGCUCGAGGAACAUUUUUCCAGUACGGCAGAACGUCUCUAAUCGACGUCAAGUGAUUAGCUCACGAAAACUGUAGAGAUAUCCUCGUUUUUUUUUUUUUUUUUUUUUCCCAUACAAAAUGACGGAAAGACCAGCCUCGAAAGAGGCUCGAUGGCCUGCGGUCUAUCUUAUCAAGCAGAGACAUCACUCACGGAUAGAUUUUAGUUUUUAAAUACGGAAAUUGGUGUAUUGGCAACCACAAGAUUGUUGUUUGAUUAUCAAGAAGGACCAAUGGCUAAUCGCGUCAAUGAACGAAAACAGUGGAACCCGUGUUGGACUGUUAUAAUAAACGAGCUACCUAACUGAGCUGAGAAGGAGCAACGCGACGGAGACGGUGAAUUCGCGAGAGAAGGUUCGCGGAGAAAUAAAUGUCCGAUAAAAUCUCCGUCCGGUGAACAAAAAGUAUUAGCAUCAGGUAUAAAUGCGAGGUAGAAACAAAAUGGCCGCUCGGCAGAAGCUUCACGAGGUGGCCCGAGCCAAAUCACUCGUGCAAUAAAUGUGAACGUUUUCGUCUCGUCGAGCUCGAUACUGUAAUAAUCUAGUCCGUGGCAAGUUCUCUACGUGUGUCAACCACCUCCGUCAACAUUCCACUCCUACUCGCUCAAUCGUCCUAUGCAGUCGCGAUCGAUGUCACUUCUCGAAUCUCUGUAGACGCAUGACGACUCGAUGAAGACGUCCGUCGCUUGAGUGUCGUCGUUGUCUUCGACAACUAGCUCCGAGUUCUCACAAGGAGCAGGGGGAGAAGAGGGGAGAGGGAGGAGGAAGAGAGAUCAUGUCGGAGCACGGCGACAGCGACGUGGACGCGACGGAGGAGAUCAACGUGGACGAUUCAGAUUCCCGAAGCUGCAGUCCGCGAAAUUACGCGAGCCACGAUGGCCGCCACGUGUCCCAGGAGACCUCCGAGUGCUCCACUUCACCGCCUCCCAGUCAGACCGGUGCGAGGACCCUGGCGAACGAUCCUCCCCGUAGCCAUCCGUUCAGCAUAAGCCGCCUGCUGGGCGAGAGCGGCGUCCAGAAUCCCAAGAGCCCGUCCUCGGAGGAGCCGGACAGCGACAAGGAGAGGAAGUGGUCGUGGGAGGAGGGCAACAACAAUAAUAACAACAAUAACAAUAACAACAACCAUCAUCAGGCGCCCAACUCGGGUGGCAUUCUCGACGACGGCAGGCAGUCCUGGGGCCACGACGCCGAGGAGAAACUGUCGGAGAAGGACGACGACGACAGUACGCCCGACACUCGCGCCAACUCCUCCUCGUCCGUUCAUUGCACGUCGGCGGCGGAUCUCCUCGCCCCUUUCCGAGUCUUCCCCGCCGGUUUCAUCUACACCGGCGGCGGUGUCAUAAGGGUACCAGCGCACCGGCCACCGGGCGCGAACGGCGCGCCGGCCAGCGCUCUGCCCGCACAGGCGCUGAUACCGCCCUGGAGCUUGCAGGCCCUCCAGCACAGCCAGCAACAAGCCGCGGCGGCCGGUCUCCACAGAGCGAGCCUCCUGGCGAACCUCGCCGCGCACCCUCUGCAGGCGCAUCCGCAUCUCAAGGACAGAUUGGCAGUGGCCGGACCGUUUCCGAGGCGGAUCGGUCAUCCCUAUCAGAACCGGACGCCGCCGAAGAGGAAGAAGCCGAGAACGAGCUUCACCAGGAUGCAAAUCGCGGAGCUGGAAAAGCGCUUUCACAAACAAAAAUACCUGGCCUCCGCCGAGCGGGCGGCGCUGGCGAAGUCGCUGAAGAUGACGGACGCGCAGGUGAAGACCUGGUUCCAAAACAGGCGGACGAAAUGGAGGAGGCAAACGGCGGAGGAGAGAGAGGCCGAGAGGCAGGCCGCGAAUCGACUGAUGCUGUCCCUGCAGGCCGAGGCCCUCGGCAAGGUGGCGUACCCGACGUCGGUGUCCGGGCACCCGGGUAGCGCUCCCAGUUUGGACAGGCAGCAGACGUCGACCACGGGGCUGACACAUCCCGGGGUAGGCGCCUCGUGGGCCUCGCCCUACGGACCUCCGCAGCCCCUGGCCGAGCCGAUUUGCUGAAGGACGAUCCGAGGGAUGACUCUCGUCAAGUGAACCGUCGUCUCAUUCCACCUCGUCUCCUUCCCCACGUCUAGAAUUAGCAGUCGCAGUCAAACCUGCGUCUCCUUGUCCGUUUAUUUCUCUUUAAAUUCUUUCUUUAAAUCGUUUAGAUUUAGCGAACGCGAGGGAAGGCGCGUUCAUCCACCGAUCGUGAGAUGAUAAGCGAAGGUUUUUCUUCUCUUUUCUUUCACUGGUCCUCUUUUCUUUUUUUUUUUGUAGGAUAGUACCGACGGAUUGUAGACUACUAGGCUACUCGCCUUCCUUCUGCCUUAUGAUAUUCAGGCGAACCACCGAACACGUACGUCCUAAAGAGCACCGUGAAGAGAAAUCGAUUGUACAUUGCCUUACGCGACAUCAUACACACACACACACACACACACACACACACACACACACACACACACACACACACACACACACACACACACACACACACACACACACACACACACACACACAUACACACACACUCUCUCUCUCUCUCGAGGGCUGUAUCACCUACUUAGUCACAGAGCUCGAGAUUUUGCCAUACAGUUGUCACGAUUUGAGCUUAGCAGUUUAACUAGUAGUACAACGCGCUACCAUUCGCGCCAGAUCGCGCGCGCGCGCGCGCAAGGCGCGAUAAUCGUCGUCGUGAAUUUAUCAUGUACAUGCACGAAUACAAUCGGGUCGCAUUAAAAGCGUCCGUUCCUUCCUUCUCGCGGAGCGGAGGAUUUAUCCCAAUUAGCCGCUAUUGACGCGACAUUAUCGACAUGUACGUUUCGCCUCGACCCAACGAAAUGGAGAUCUCGCGGAGAGAUGAGUGCCCUUCUCCAAAAACGUUAUUUCCGGAUCCCCCCGCGUUGAACGGGCCGGACGUUCGAUAAUGUCCCCCUCUCGCUCCCCGUGCUGGAGCUACUCGAUCUUUCUCGAAGAGAAGAGCUGUAUUUAAUUUUCCCCGCGUUGACGUCAUCGUCGCGCGAGCGAAGACGCGCAGCGGAGCCCGAGAUUCGUGUUCACAUCCUUAUUAAAAAAAACAAAAAACAAAAAAAAAUGACCGGGUGAAAGCCUUGAAUUCCACGUCGCGGAUUGGGGGAUGUGACCGAUGAGGGUUCUUUCGUUUUCGACCUCUUUCCAUUGAAUAAAGAAAAGGAUCUCUUCGUUAGACGUGAAUGCAGGCCUGACGCAGAACAGAGAGUCAACGUGACAUAUCCGUGUACAUACUAGACGCCAUAGAUUGUAAUUAGACAUUAUAAUACUUGUACGAUAUAUGAAAUACUUGUAUACGCAGAAAAAGCGCUGUCGUGCCAACGUACACACCGACGGCGUAUGUUCUCUUUGAUUGUUAGAUACGUCCUGUACAUAUAUUAUUUCAUGCGCCCCCCUCCCGCCCCCUCUUCCCGCAACGCGGCAGGAUGCAAUCAAGAUUAUAUUAUAUAUCCCGGAAUACAUUAUUAUUAUUAUAGAUAUAUAAUGCUAAAAAAAAAAGAAUUAAAUAAACCGUACAUACCACACACCACGAUCGUCGUCAUCGUUGUCAUCGUAUGAUUAGGUAUGUUUUAAGUUAAGUCCGGUAAUUAUUAUUAUUAUAGCGAACGAUGUGAUGUUAUGUAAGUACGUGUAACGUUGUAUAUACGAGAAAACAAUUGAAAUGCAUAUAUAAAAUGAUUUAAUUGCUCUCUA